Messenger RNA from Sinocyclocheilus rhinocerous, 2631 nucleotides. RefSeq names its product MHC class II regulatory factor RFX1-like. The record is from RefSeq and is a predicted model, not a curated record. Gene Ontology annotation, molecular function: RNA polymerase II cis-regulatory region sequence-specific DNA binding; DNA-binding transcription factor activity, RNA polymerase II-specific. Gene Ontology annotation, biological process: regulation of transcription by RNA polymerase II. NCBI's taxonomy places the organism in Eukaryota, Metazoa, Chordata, Actinopteri, Cypriniformes, Cyprinidae. The coding region runs from base 214 to 2631 and encodes 805 amino acids. The transcript has 16 exons. Gene Ontology annotation, cellular component: nucleus.
CAAUCGCCGCUGAGCAAGAGGGCGGUGCUUAGACGGGUGGGUAGCAACAGUUGCCCCGGUGAGGACGAGGCGCCAGAGUCACGGUAGUCGUGGCGACAAGAACCCAGCAACGAGAAUCAACAACAACAAUUUGAACCAUUAAGAAAAUAAAACUCCACGCCAAACUAAGAUCAUCCGGCGGGAAGCGAAAGGGUGAUUUGGGCUUUUGUCGUCAUGGCAACUUCAGGCUACCCCGCUGAGGGGCUUCCGCCCUCCCAAUCACAAGGGGGCAACGUCACGACGGCCUCGUCGACCUCGUCGACCCAGCAGAAAGCCACUUCCACCACCACCUCGUCCCAGUUCCUCUCCGACAUCCAGAGCUCGCCGGGAUCCGCUCCUGCGCAGACGGCCUCUAUCAUAAGAGCGCAGGCCACGCCCCCUGUCACUCAAAAGAAACCUGUUCUGACCACGCCCCCUCAAGGAGUCGUGACAGCAGCGCAGUAUGUGGCAGGAGAGAUACAAAGCUCCGCCUCCCAGUACAUAGUGGUGACUGUCACCGAGGGCUCACUUCACUCCAAUGACUCUGAAUCGAAUUCUCCUCCCGCGGGACAGACUGGCGUUCCCACACAGGUAGUGCAACAGGUGCAGACAGCACAGAGGUCCGUGGUUCAGGCCACAACCAAGAGUCAAAGUGGACAACUGGGGGUCAGUAAUCUACACAUCACACCUGAGGUUCCUGUACAGCAUGUUUACCCGAGCCAGUUUGUGGAGGGAGACGCCAACUACAACAAUACUGCAAUUCGUUCCAGUAGUUACCAGUUCACAGACCCCUCCCUCUACUCCCAGGCCACGCCCUCUGUCACUUACUAUGAGACCUCGCCCACCACCGGCUCACAGGUCACGUCCCCCGCCAGCACUCAGCCUGUGUCUGUGACGUCCGGGAUGGGCACAGGGGUGGUCUCCAUGUUCUCAGAGGGCAGUUCGGGGAUCACCGUGGUGGCUGGCGGGUCCUCGUCAGGAGUGGGCGGGUCAGGGGGCGUGGUCACCAGCGGAGGGGCGGGGGGUUAUGUGAUUCAGGGCGGGUACAUGUUUGGUGGAGCCGGUGGAGGGAACCAAAAUUUCUCACACAACACACGCGCAUCACCCGCGACUGUGCAGUGGCUGAUGGAUAACUACGAGACAGCUGAAGGUGUGAGUCUUCCUCGCUGUACCCUCUACUGUCAUUACCUCCUGCACUGCCAGCAGACCAAGCUGGAACCCGUGAACGCCGCCUCCUUUGGCAAACUCAUCCGCUCCGUGUUCAUGGGCCUCAGGACCAGACGUCUCGGCACCAGAGGGAACUCUAAGUACCAUUACUAUGGCCUUCGAAUCAAGAGCAACUCCCCCCUGCACAGACUGGUGGAGGACCAGCAACACCUGGCCAUGAGACAACAGCCGUACUCACAGAAACAGAGGAUAAAGCCUGUGCAUAAGCUGGAGGGACUGACCAAUGGAAUGGGCCUGGGGGUGGGGCAUCUACAAGGGGCGGGGCUAUCCGACAUCAGCGCCCAGGUUCACCAGUAUCAGCAGUUUUUAGAUGCGUCUCGCAGUCUGCCGGAGUUCCCUGAGCUCAAAGAUGAGGGUAAACCUCUGCCAGAUGGACUCCAUCCUCAACACGUACACACAUAUCAGCUGAUCUACAGAGAGCACUGUGAGGCGAUUCUGGACGUGAUGGUAAACCUGCAGUUCCCUCUUGUGGAGACGCUUUGGAAGAGUUUCUGGAGGUUCAGUGAAGGACAAAGCAGCGACACGGAUACACUCGACCUUCAUGAUGAAUCAGAGAAGCGUUUGCCCAAGUUGGUUCUGGUUCUGUUGUGUAAAUAUGAGCCCGUCCUCAACUGGGCUCGCGAAUGCGACAAUUUACUGUACCAAAACCUAGUGGAGAUCCUCAUCCCUGAUGUCCUGAGACCAAUCCCCAGUGCCUUAACUCAAGCCAUCCGUAACUUUGCUAAGAGUCUGGAGAACUGGCUGAGCAACGCCAUGAUCAACAUCCCGGAGGAGAUGGUCCGCAUCAAGAUUGUGUGUGCGGGAGCGUUCGCUCAGACUCUGCGGCGCUACACAUCUCUCAAUCAUCUGGCUCAGGCGGCCCGCGCCGUCCUGCAGAACACGGCUCAGAUCGCACAGAUGCUCAGCGACCUCAACCGCGUCGACUUCACCAAUGUACAGGAGCAGGCCUCGUGGGUGUGUGGCUGUGAAGACGGUGUGAUCCAGCGGUUGGAGCAGGACUUUAAAAUCACCCUGCAGCAGCAGAACUCUCUGGAGCAGUGGGCUGCAUGGCUGGAUGGGGUCGUCUCGCAGGUCCUGAAGCCGUACACCGGCAGCCCGGCCUUCCCCAAAGUGGCCAAACUCUUCCUGCUCAAAUGGAGCUUCUACAGUUCUGUGGUGAUCAGAGAUCUGACCCUGCGCAGUGCCGCCAGUUUCGGCUCGUUUCAUCUGAUCAGACUGCUGUAUGACGAGUACAUGUAUUACCUGAUCGAGCACAGAGUCGCACAGGCCAAAGGAGAGACGCCCAUCUCUGUCAUGGGAGAGGUACACAAGCACACACAUACACACACACACUCUGUCAAACAGUCAUACAGUGGUUUAACUUUGUUUGUUGUUUUACUAAUGUAA